Molecule: messenger RNA, 213 nt
Organism: Gloeophyllum trabeum ATCC 11539
Lineage: Eukaryota; Fungi; Basidiomycota; Agaricomycetes; Gloeophyllales; Gloeophyllaceae
Exons: 4
Coding region: 1-213 (70 amino acids)
Source: RefSeq, a predicted model, not a curated record
AUGUCUGCGCUCGAUGCCAGUCUGGGAAUGAUCCUCAUAGGUGCUAUAGUAUCCACUGCGAUGUAUGGUACUGCCUGUGCUCAGGGCAUAUUCUAUUACAAGAAAUUUGGCAAAGAAGAUAGUCGACAGCUGAAGGGUCUCAUUGCUACCCUCCUGGUGGUGCCGUCACUCAUACCUGCUAGCUCGAAACCCUGCAACAAUGUUUCGUUCUAG